CUUUCUUGAAUUCUCAUUUUCCACCACCUCUGUUCUUUUUACAUUCAUAAUCAGUUGUCUUUUUUUCCAUUCAUAAUUCGGCAAUUCAUCUGUGAUAUUGUUUCUGUAACAUAUCUAUUAGGAGUUUGUUCUCGAUUCAACAAAGUUGAUACAAUGGGAAGGCCCUUUAUUCUUUACUACGAUGAAAUCCCUGAUCAAGAUUGCAUCCAUUGUCGUAUCUGCAGAACUCGAAUUGCAUUCGUCAGGGAUCACUUUGCUAAUAUAUCCAAUCAUGCAUGGGUCUUUCAUAAUAUGUUUAAUGUUGAAGUACCAGAGGAUGAGGGAUAUCAUCUAGUAGUAGAUGGCAAAACCCUAGCCUAUACUUACUGUAUCAAAUGUAGAAACCUGCUUGGGUGGAAACUUAUUGCAAUCGCUCAAUAUUCCAGGUAUCUUAGAGAAGGAAUAUUCAUUAUGACAUUACGCAACCAUGGCCCAAUUGAACAAGGUCCUAAUAAUCAAGAUGGAGAUGCUAAUGAGCAGAAUGCUGAUCAAGAUGGAGAUGCUAAUGAACAGGUUCCUAAUGAACAAGGAGGGGAUGUUAACGCACAACAUGUAGGCGCUAAUGAGCAAAACACUGAUCAAGAUGAAUGGGCUAAUGAACAGAUUCCUAAUGAUCAACAAGGAGGAGCUAAAUGA
Messenger RNA from Solanum dulcamara, 675 nucleotides. RefSeq names its product protein yippee-like At3g08990. The transcript is spliced from 5 exons. Lineage: Eukaryota; Viridiplantae; Streptophyta; Magnoliopsida; Solanales; Solanaceae. The coding region runs from base 154 to 675 and encodes 173 amino acids. The record is from RefSeq and is a predicted model, not a curated record.